Molecule: messenger RNA, 711 nt
Organism: Marchantia polymorpha subsp. ruderalis
Lineage: Eukaryota; Viridiplantae; Streptophyta; Marchantiopsida; Marchantiales; Marchantiaceae
Source: the annotation of a GenBank genome assembly
CUCUUUCGAUCGCGUUUACGUUCGACUGUCAUUUUCGCGCUGCGAAGUCACUCCUCAGCAAGCGGUCUGCUCGAAGAGCAGGCGUCUGUCUCGGGAGCUGCGAACAGGGUUUUAGAACUCGCAUCUGUAGAUUAUUAGAGCCAUGGCGGCCCCGGCGUUGCCCAUGAAGCCUGGAAAGGUCGGAGUCGAGGAGGCCGCCGAGACGGUGCACCGAAUCCGCAUCACCUUGUCGUCCAAGAAUGUGAAGAACCUCGAGAAGGUUUGCGCCGAUCUCAUCAAGGGAGCCAAGGACAAGAGGUUGAAAGUCAAGGGGCCAGUUCGCAUGCCUACCAAGGUGAUGCGCAUCACCACCAGGAAGUCUCCUUGUGGUGAGGGAACCAACACCUGGGACGGAUUCGAACUGAGAGUGCACAAGCGUGUUAUUGACUUGCACAGCCCCUCGGAGGUUGUGAAGCAGAUCACUUCCAUCACCAUCGAACCAGGUGUCGAGGUCGAGGUCACUAUCGCCGAUGUGUAAACAUGUCCCUGAGGUUGGACCUUUAGGCCUCACUCUCUAAAUAUUGGCUGUAGCGAGAAGGCUCACUUUCAUUACAAAUCUUGCUCUCCACCUGAUAGCUGUUGGUUUUAGGUAACAGUGUGUAAGGCAUCGAGUUUUUAUUCCAAUGGAAUGACAUUUCACUCCACUUUUCACUUUUGUGGAUACAUUGUGUU